AUGCAGGCGGGCCUUCGCUGCGCGCGAACAGGCUCACGGAGGAGUGGUGGGCGAUACGCCAAGCGCGGAGGCUUUCUAUCCACCGCAGCCAAGCAUGUCCAGAGCCGGAGGGAGACGAUGACGGUGACGGCCGCUGACACCGGCCCGCCCGGUUUCAAUCGAUCACCGAGGCGUGCGGUGUUCGGGAAACCGGGCGGGAUAAGUGGCAUCCAAGGAGCAUAAUACAUUUGUGGACGGGAGGUGAUGCUAGAGAUGUCUUGGUUGGAUGGGGAGGGGGCACUCGAAAGAAAUGAGACGAAGAGUGUCGCAAAUCGGUUGGCGCCGGUGGCGUCUAUCGGUUUAAGUGGUUCACGAAGCAUUGUGAAAGCUGAUUUGACCCCGCGGACACGACGAGGCGUCUUGGUUGCGGGGGCGUUCGUUUGUCAUGUCCGGACACUCCUGCCGAAGGAAACGAGGUCGUUUGAUAGACGGGCGGGAGCAUGUGUACCGUCAAAUAUGUGUGAGACAGGGUGGCCAAUGAUGUCGUUUGAUACAAGGGCGGGGACAUGUAUACCGCCAAAGGUGUGUGAGUCAAGCGAGGACGCUGCUGUGCGUGUGACUUCGCUCCAGGCUUCUGGAACUUGUGUGCCGCGGGGUAGGGCAACACAACAAGCGUCUGUUAUAUGUACGCCACGAAGAUAAAUGUGGUACAAUAGUGCGCCAUGCGGCCAUCGUCACACGUCCCGCAAUACAACGAAUGGACU
Ectocarpus siliculosus is the source of this 743-nucleotide messenger RNA. NCBI's taxonomy places the organism in Eukaryota, Phaeophyceae, Ectocarpales, Ectocarpaceae. The record is from the annotation of a GenBank genome assembly.